Xyrauchen texanus (razorback sucker) is the source of this 3628-nucleotide messenger RNA. RefSeq names its product periostin, osteoblast specific factor a (gene postna). NCBI's taxonomy places the organism in Eukaryota, Metazoa, Chordata, Actinopteri, Cypriniformes, Catostomidae. Gene Ontology annotation, molecular function: cell adhesion molecule binding. Gene Ontology annotation, biological process: extracellular matrix organization; cell adhesion. Gene Ontology annotation, cellular component: extracellular matrix. The transcript has 27 exons. The coding region runs from base 88 to 3048 and encodes 986 amino acids. The record is from RefSeq and is a predicted model, not a curated record.
AGGGGUGCUAUAAAGGCUGCUUCCCCGUAGUUCGCUUCCAUUCCUUCUGUUUUUUGAGUGGGUUUUAUCUGCAGGGGAUAUUCCAAAAUGAUACUCCUGUUUAUGGCCACCUUUACCCUCCUGGCACUGACCUCCCUGGAUCAGGUGGAUUCAUCAGCAUAUGACAAGAUAGUCUCCCACAGUCGUAUCAGGGCAAAGAAUGAAGGGCCCAAUGUGUGCGCUUUACAACAGGUCAUGGGGACCAAGAAAAAGUACUUCAGCACAUGCAGGAACUGGUACAAGAAAUCCAUCUGCGGCAAGAAGGCGGUGGUUUUAUAUGAGUGCUGCCCAGGUUAUAUGAAGCUAGAGGGGAAGCAAGGAUGUCCUGCAGUGGCCCCUAUUGACACUAUUUAUGGCACUCUUGGUCUUGUGAAAGCCAAGAUCACCCAAGAGUAUUCCGAGAAGUCCAAACUAAAGGAAGAAAUCGAGGGAGCUGGCUCUUACACAAUGUUUGCACCAAGUGAUGAUGCCUGGGAACAAGAUCCAACAUUGAAAGAUUCCCUGGUCAGCAGUGGUAACAUAGAGCUCUACAAUACACUCCACAGUCACAUGGUCAACAAACGUCUUCUCACCAAAGACCUGAAGAAUGAUAUGACUGUUCAGUCUAUGGAUGACAAGCAUGGCCUCUAUAUCAAUCACUACUCAAAUGGAGUUGUUACUGUGAAUUGUGCCAGGAUCAUUCACGGCAACCAGGUGGCCACUAAUGGAGUCGUUCAUGUCAUUGAUCGGGUCAUCAACGUUGUAGGCCAAACGAUUAAAGAUGUGAUUGAAACCAACAAUGAGCUCACUUCAUUGAGCGCAUCUGCCGUAGCAUCUGGUCUCUUGGACCAACUGGGCAAGCCUGGACACUACACACUCUUUGCUCCAACCAAUGAGGCCUUUGAGAAACUAGACAUAGCUGUCUUGGAGAGAAUUAGGAGUGACAAAACCAUUGUUCAAGCACUUUUGAAGUACCACCUCCUGAACUCAGUCCAAUGCUCUGAGGCCAUUGUAGCAGGGUCCAUGCAUGAGACUCUUGAAGGCAGUAACAUUGAGAUUGGAUGUGAUGGUGAGAGUCUUACAGUUAAUGGGAUCAAGAUGGUGUUGAAGAAGGACAUUGCCACCAGCAAUGGCGUCAUUCAUUUGAUUGAACAGGUGCUCAUGCCUGACUCGGCCAAGCAGGUAAUGGAGCUUUUGGACAAUUCUCAGAGUGUCUUCCGUGACAUGGUGUCUGAGCUCGGCCUCUCUGCUGCUUUGAAGCCUGAAACUGAGUACACUGUUCUUGCUCCCUUGAAUGGAGCCUUCUCUGAUGAUGUCAUGUCUAUCGACCAGCGUCUCAUGAAGACUGUUCUGGAAAACCACAUCUUGAAACUCAAAGUUUCUCUGAGUGAACUCUACAAUGGCCAACUGCUUGAAACCCUGGGAGGAAAAUUGCUCAGAGUCUUCAUUUAUCGCACAGCUGUGUGUAUUGAGAACGCAUGUAUGGUGAGAGGCAGCAGAGAGGGCAGUAAUGGAGUCCUUCAUCUCAUGAGGUCACUGAUCCAACCAGCCCAAACAACCAUCUAUGAACAGCUCUUUAAUGAUGGACGCUUCAAAAUCUUCCUGUCUCUGAUGCAGAGUGCUGGGUUGACAGAUCUGCUGAAACAGGAUGGAUCAUACACACUAUUUGCUCCUCUCGAUAACGCCUUUGAAAGCCUGACAGAGCAAGACAUCGCUCUUUUAAAAAGUGAUAUCAACACUCUGAGGACAAUCCUACUGUACCAUUUUAGCAAUGGUGUCUUUAUAAAUGGAGGGCUGGAGGGUGGAGUGACUAACCUUCUCAAGACCAUCCAGGGUAACAACCUCCAAGUGCUCUCUGUGAACAACUCCAUCCAUGUGAACUCUGUGGAUGUUCCAGAUUUCGAUCUUAUGGCAUCCAAUGGAGUGAUCCAUGUAGUUAAGACCAUAUUAUAUCCUGCAGAUCUACCAGUUGGCCGUGAAGACAUAUUGUUUCUGCUGAAGAGACUCAUUAAACACAUGCAGUUGAAGUUUAAAUCCGGAUUCACAUACCGUGAGAUUCCACUUACAUUCAUCCGGAGGACAAAAACUAUACAAGUUACUGAGAAAGGUCCCGAGAUCAAGGUGAUAGAGAAAGAUCCGCCCAUUACCAAGUUGACCAGGGUUAUUGAAAAAAAGCGUAGUGGCGCUCAAGUGCUCAAAGAGGGGAAGAUCCGAAAGGUCACCAGAGUCAUUGAACGUGAGCCAUCCCCCAAAGUAACUAGAGUCAUCGAGGGCCAGCUGCCAGUUACUACAGUCACCAGAGUGAUUGAAUCUGAGCCUGAAGCUGAAAAGAUUGUGAUUGAAGGAGAACCAAGUAUCACCAAAGUUGCAAGACUGGUUGAAGAACCGAGUAAGACAAGAGUGGAUCAAGGGAAGCCAUCUAAUCGAAAAGUCACAAGUGUCAUUGAAACCUACAGUGCUUCAUCUGAUGGUGAACUUAACUCUGAUGGAGAAAUCAGGACAAUCAUGGAUGAAGACGUAACCAAGGUGAAGACGUUUUCGGACAGUGAGGUCCACUUCCUCCAGGAAGAAGAUAUCAAACACAUCACUGAUGCAAUCACUCAGGGAGGUGGACCAGGGCUCACCACUAUUACUGGAGUAAUCAAACCCAUACCUCGGAUUACUGAAGGUGAACCAGGGAUCACCACUGCUACCAGAGUAAUCAAGCCAGACUAUCAGAUGCUUGAAGGUGGAGCAGGGGUCUCCACUAUUACCAGAGUCAUCAAACCAGAACCUCAGAUCAUUGAAGGUGAACCAGGGAUCACCACUGUUACCAGAGUCAUCAAACCAGAACCUCAGAUCAUUGAAGGACCAGAUUUCUCAAAGAUAGUAUCUGUCAAAAACAAUCAAGACCUCUUUGAUGCAGAGACAGAAAGAAUCACCAAAAUCAUUAAGAUGGGACGUUCUCAAAAACGAGCUGCCAUCAGGCAAUCGCCAGGAACAAGGAGAAGAGUGAGACUGGUUAGGCGUCACAACAAACCUAGACAGUGAGUCUGUUUUAACCCACAAAAGGCCUUUAAAAAAGACUGAAAGAUUAAUCAAAUGGAUGCUUACUUGUACCUGGAGCUACAGCUUAAGGGAAAAACAGUGUUGUUGAACAGUGCAUUGGUCCUGACAAAUACAUCUUUUAUUACAAACCACAUAGAAUGUUUACAAAUUUCAAACCAAUGCAGUAAUAUCUUGGAUCUGUGUGGGAUACACCCCUGAGGGUAUUUGAAAUGGUGGUGGUUAAGAAGAGAGACAUUUGUAGUGUUUUAAGCUGUUUAUAUUUUGUCUUUAAAUAUAUACUGUAUGGGUCAUAAAAGUGCGUAAAGAGCCUUGCCAUUGAGCUUAUUGUGCACAUGAUAUUUUAUGGUGCUUGAAUUCAGAGACAUGAAUGCAUUUUUAUGUGUAAGGAUCUGCAAAGCUUUGGCUGUUUUAUACAGAAUUAUGCAACUUGUAGCUAUCUAGCUUUUUUUUUUUACUCAUUUUCAACUGAAAUUCACUUUUUUUUUUAUUGACUGAGCUGUGUGUGUGUGUGUGUGUGUGUGUGUGUGUGUGUGUGUGUGUGUGUGUGUGUGUGUGUGUGUGU